This is a messenger RNA of Phycodurus eques (leafy seadragon), 4587 nucleotides long. RefSeq names its product zinc finger and BTB domain containing 17 (gene zbtb17). The record is from RefSeq and is a predicted model, not a curated record. The transcript is spliced from 15 exons. NCBI's taxonomy places the organism in Eukaryota, Metazoa, Chordata, Actinopteri, Syngnathiformes, Syngnathidae. Gene Ontology annotation, biological process: regulation of transcription by RNA polymerase II. Gene Ontology annotation, molecular function: DNA-binding transcription factor activity; RNA polymerase II cis-regulatory region sequence-specific DNA binding; protein binding. The coding region runs from base 127 to 3039 and encodes 970 amino acids.
CUUGUGUCGCUACUUCGAAAAAUAGUCACUUAAGUGGUCAGAAAAGUCGCUAACUAUAGUGACCAAGUUGCCUCGGCUUCUUUAAACAAGCUCCUCGCAGCCAUGUUGUUAGUGUAAGCAGUGUGCAUGAGCGGGGCAGGCUUUGAAAUAAGGAAGGUUUUAAAAAGUGUCCUGACAAAGAAACUCGAAUGGAUCGAGGAAAUGGAUGCAUCGCCCACCGAUGCAUUUGUACGUUUUCCAUCCAUCCGUUUUCGAUACGACAUGUCCUCGUUCGAGGCGACAGAGUCUUCGUCAGCCUCCCGGUCCUCCAAAAAGCCUCGAAGGGCAAUGGAGUUCCCUUGGCACAGCGGGAAGGUCUUGGAGCAGCUCAACAACCAGCGCAAGCAGGGCUUGUUGUGUGACUGCACAUUUGUUGUGGAUGGAGUGGACUUCAAGGCCCACAAAUCUCUGCUGGCAGCCUGCAGCGUCUACUUCCGCACCCUCUUCCUGGACCAGAAGGACGUGGUGCAUCUGGACAUCAGCAAUGCCGCAGGUUUGGCCCAGGUCCUGGAAUUCAUGUACACAGCCAAGUUGAGUUUGACUCCUGACAACGUGGAGGAGGUGAUGGCUGUCGCCAGUUUCCUGCAAAUGCAAGAGAUUCUAAACGCUUGCGCCAUCUACCAGUCGGGGGCUGAUCCAGCUCCGUGCCUCGGAGUCGUCGCGCUGGAUGUUGCUGAAGGAGGAGAAAAAGCAGGUGACGGACAGCCGAGAGAGGACAGCGACAGUGACCUGGCGGAGGUGGCGUUCCGGGCAGAGCGGGGUCCUUCCACGUGCGCCGCAGAAAACAACGAUAAGCUCACAGAAGAUCACGGCCAAACCACACACGGCUCAGCGCAAACACAGAAGGCGGACGUUUCCGAGCCGAACCCCGCCCAAAGCUGUCCAGUUCUCGCACAACCCUCCAAAAGCAGCGUUGCACAAAAGAGAGCGCUUGUGAAGAAGGAGGACGAGGAGGACGAGGAGGAUUGUGACGCUGGACAGGAUGCCGCAUCCACUUUUCAGGAUGAUCCCUCUGAUGUAGACUACACACCACAUGCACCGAUCAAAUCUGUCAACACCCCCAUUUUUACCAGUUCUCGCGGUAGACGAAUUAGGAAACCUCCUCGACGGAACUUCCUUCCUGACAAUGACCCAGAUGAUGAAGGUAUAAAAAGUGAACCUAAGAAGAUCAGGCCAGGCCAGGAGGAUGAAUGCGAGGAGGUUGAUGACGACGACGCGACCGCUGAGGCGCAUUCGGACACCGGUCAGCUCGUCGGAGACGUACGCAACGACACAGAGGAGAAAGCAGUCCACGCCGCUGCGAUCGGCAGCCGAUCCGAGUCGAAGCCUUACAGCUCUGUGACGCAUAAAUGCGAGGACUGUGGGAAGAAAUUCACGCACACUGGCAAUUUCAAGAGACACAUGCGCAUUCACACGGGAGAGAAACCCUUCACCUGUCGAGAUUGCAACAAGGCUUUCUCUGAUGCGGCGGCUUGUAAAGCUCAUGAGAAAACACACAGUCCCCUGAAGCCAUACUGCUGCUCGAUCUGCGGAAAGAGCUAUCGUCAGAUCAGCCUGCUCAACCUGCACCGCAAGCGGCACACCGGCGAGGCGCGCUACAGCUGCGAGUCGUGCGAGAAGCUCUUCACCACGUCGGGGAACCUGAAGCGCCACCGGCUGGUGCACAGCGGCUUGAAGCCGUACCGCUGCGAAUACUGCGACAAGGCUUUCUCGGACCCCACCGCCAAGAUGCGACACUUGGAGACGCACGACGCCAACAAGGGCAACAAGUGUCCGCACUGUGACAAACGCUUCAAUCAGCCCGGAAAUCUGAAGGCCCACUUAAAAAUCCAUAUCGCAGAUGGGCCGCUGAAGUGCAGAGAAUGCGGCAAACAAUUUACCACAUCAGGAAAUCUGAAGCGUCACUCCCGGGUCCACAGUGGAGAGAAACCAUACGUCUGUUCGCACUGCCAAAGAGCGUUCAGUGAUCCGGGAGCUCUGCAGCGGCAUGAACGCAUCCACACAGGAGAGAAACCUUGCGUGUGUCCCACCUGUGGCAAAGCCUUCACCCAGGCCAGCUCCCUCAUUGCGCACGUCCGCCAGCACACCGGAGAGAAACCCUACGUGUGUGAUCGUUGUGGUAAAAGAUUUGUGCAGUCCAGUCAACUGGCCAAUCACAUUCGCCACCACGACAACGUGCGCCCUCACCAGUGUCAAAUGUGCGAGAAGUCAUUUGUCAACGUGGGCGACCUUUCCAAGCACAUCAUCGUUCACACAGGAGAGAAGCCCUUCCUAUGUGACAAAUGCGGCAGAGGUUUUAACCGCGUCGACAAUCUACGCUCUCACAUCAAGACCGUCCACCAGGGCAAUGCUGGCAUGAAGCGGCGGCGGCCCGGCGCCGGCAGCGACUCGGACGUGGAGAACGACAGCUGCGUUGAGGCCUCCACCUCGGACGGCGAGAUCAACAUUGUAACCGUCACCGAGGACAUUGUUACCCUUGCGACGGAAGCCCUGGCGGCCAGCGCUGUGGCGCAGCUAACAGUGUUACCAGUGGAUGCGUCCGUGUGUGCUGAUGCAACCGAAGCUUUGAAAGCGGAAAUUACCAAAGCAGUAGAGAAAGUGCAGGAAGCAGACCCCAACACGGAGAUACUUUACGCCUGUGAUUCAUGCGGUGAUAAAUUCCUGGAUGCUAGUUCGCUAGCUCAGCAUGUACGCAUUCACACAGCCCAGGCCUUGGUCAUGUUUCAAGCAGACUCGGACUUCUACCAGUACACCGCGGUCGCCGGCGCUGAGGGGGACAGCGCCGGAACGUGGCAACCCGUAGCCGAACAGGUGAUCCAGGAAGGCGAGCUCAUAUUCCGUGGCCAAGAUGGAGAAGGAAAUGCGGAGGAGGACGCCAUAGGGGAAGAAGGGCUGAUUGAUGGGAAGAAGGUGGAGGAUGGACAGCUUGAAAUGGUGGCUGAGCUCCAGACGGAUCGAAAAGCUGAAGGAGAGCUAAUUGUGUGCGAGGUUCAGGUGUAGUCAUGCUCAUUUUUAAAGGCUACUUAAAGGUUAGGCCCUGUAAAAUGAAAAUAAAAGGUUUUGUUAAUUGGACACACCACAGAGAAGAGAAGAGUAUUGUUAGAACGCCUGUCAAAUUUCAGUGAAUUAGAAAAAAAAAAAACCUCCCGUCAAAAUGAUGAAAAAUGGAGCCCACCUCUAAGCUGUCGGUCGCUGUGGGCGUGUCCGCUAAAUGCACUGUAAACACCCCCCCACCCGCUCAUUUUUCAGGGUCCGUACAGUAUGUGCUCAAAUGUCUGUAGUCAGCUGCAGGCUGAAUAACAUGCGCCGCUGUGUUUAAUAAACGGUUCACUUUCCCUGAUGUGUUUCUUAUGCGGGGACCCGCACACACCGAGGGAGGCACUGUCGUAUUAGGCGACCCCACUGCCAGUCUAGCGAGCUUGCUAACACGUUAGCUUGCGGGCUUAUAGUUAAGUUUCCAAGAAGGGUUUCUAUUGUCUGGAUCUGGCGGACGGAGAGGCUGUGAAGUAUUGGACGAACCCAACUCUGGUCCGCGAGAUCAGCAGGGUAGCCGUCUAAUUGGCCAUCGCUUUGCUCCGUGUGCAUUUUCUUAAGGUUGUAGGCAUUGUUUGAUGGCUAACUGCACGCUGUGGUGGUAGAAAUUGGCCAAGUUAUUAUUCCUAAGGAACUGGCAAAUAGCCUCUGAUGCAAUGACGGCGCUUGGUACUUAUAGUACUUAUAUAGUGGGGCAGGGCCAACUAAUACCAGAAAGCCCAAGUGCAUACUCUGGCUUGUUUUUAAUGAAUGAAAGGCUCAAAGAAUAAUAGCCACAAUUCCAUACUCAAUUAUUUUGUUCUUUUCAUGUUUUCAGCAUCUCAAACAAAUGUAAUGUAUUCAGAAACAGAAACACGGAAAUGACUUUACAGGGUCUUUAAAGCUCUUUUAGCAGUGCAAAAGAUACUUUUCAACGUUCUCCACUGGAUUCAACACUUUAAGAAGGAAAGGUUGCCAUCAAGGCAGCGUUGGUAAUGUGUAUCAAUCCAACACUGUACUUUACAUAAUCUGUUCAUUUUUGUCUUGUAAUGAUGGCUCGUGCGUUGUCCAUUGAAAAAAAAAAAAAAAAAAAAACGAGAAAAGUAUGUGUUGUUUUUUUUCCCCCGUGGUACUCAGUUUUGGGUAUUUUCUUAAAGAACAAAAGUGUAUUAUGUAUUAAGUAUUUUCCUAGAGAUUCUUUUAGUAUAUACUAUUUAUUUUGUACACUUAUGUGGGGAUUAAACAUUAGGACUUUAACAUUUUACGCUUUUAGGACAAUUUAAAUUUGACAAGUUUGCAUUGUCAAAGUCUGUAAUGUUACUGCAUCGGGGUGAAAAUGAGAUCUAUUAAAAAAAUAAAAAAAAAAGCUAGCCAUUGUGUUACUUUUGUUCUCAUCUUCGAUUUCAGCCCAUGGUUGAAGUCUGGAUGAAGCGGGUACUUUGUGGCGUGUCUUAUGUGGAGAAUGGCGGCCAUAUUGCUGUUGGAAAAAUAUCACUGUUUAUGUAAUCCUCAAAAGUUGAAUAAAUAUAACUUGUG